AAGUAAAAUUGAAAUAACACUAAACGAAAGCGUAGUUGCCAUAUUCAUCAAACGGGUGUGUUUUGUUUCAGUUUGCGUAGAGCGCUUGAAUUAAGAUAUUGAAUUGAUCAGAUACAUUUUUGCGUAUCCUAAAACAAUUUUUGCGUAUUCUAAAACUAUUUGUGCGCUGUGAUUCAAUGCCUAGAAGUUUAUUGUCGUCUCGCUAUCGCCAUUGUAAUUUUGCCCGUCUGAAAGCAAAAACUAAAAUGUCCCUUUCCAAUGCAAAACCUUCAAAGCGUUCCAGAAUAUGGGAUCCGUUAAAACGCGAAAUAAACACACGAAGCAUGAUGAAAAAUGCAGUAGGUCUCAAAGGUCGCCUCCAUUCUCAUCAACUGUCGCUGAUUCAAUCUGAAAAUUGGCUAACGAGUGAUCUUCUACCUUUCACUGUACGGUAUGAGCUAGAACAGCGGCACAAUAUCGAACUCAUGGCCCAUUACGGAGAUGAUAAGUCCGAAGUCACCAUUUACUACGACGAUGAUGAUUCCGACGUGGAAAAUGAAUACUUUGAUCCGAAACCUCGCCGCAUAGACUUUGAUCACAUGGAAAUUGUGAAUCAAAAUGUCGAUGGUGGUUAUGUCAGCGAAGAAAAUGUGUCGAAGCCAAAGAAGAAGAAGACGAAGAAGGACAAGCUUUCAGGUGACGAAGAAGACAAAAAUUUGGUCUGUGACAUUUGCAAGAAGAUUUUCGAUAAGCGGUGGACUUUAAACAGUCACAUGCUUGUACAUUCUGGUGAUAAACCAUAUCGUUGCACUUAUAAGACAUGCACCAAGCAAUAUGCAGACAGAUCAAACCUACGUGCUCAUCAGCGUUCAAAAAUGCAUCACUCGUGGAAAAUUUUCUGUAAUCAAUGUACGAAGCCAUUUAGCGAACAACGUUACAUGAACCUGCACAGCCUGUCCGCUUGUCGCAAAUAUUUGGCUAGCAUCAGCAAGAAAGGCCCUGCCUAAAAUUUGAAUUUCCAACCAAAAAUGAGUUUUCUAUUUCCUUGUGAAAAUAACACAAUUUAUAUGUCGUUUCGAUGUGAAAUAAAUGUUCAUUUAUGUUGUUACUCA
Messenger RNA from Bradysia coprophila, 1091 nucleotides. RefSeq lists its product as uncharacterized. NCBI's taxonomy places the organism in Eukaryota, Metazoa, Arthropoda, Insecta, Diptera, Sciaridae. Gene Ontology annotation, biological process: regulation of transcription by RNA polymerase II. Gene Ontology annotation, molecular function: DNA-binding transcription factor activity, RNA polymerase II-specific; RNA polymerase II cis-regulatory region sequence-specific DNA binding. The record is from RefSeq and is a predicted model, not a curated record. Gene Ontology annotation, cellular component: nucleus.